Messenger RNA from Funneliformis geosporum, 655 nucleotides. NCBI's taxonomy places the organism in Eukaryota, Fungi, Glomeromycota, Glomeromycetes, Glomerales, Glomeraceae. The record is from the annotation of a GenBank genome assembly.
GAACAAAAGUAUCUAAUCUCUUAGGCGCUGAAGCUUGGACGCAAGAUAUUCUAUACACCACGAAAAUUUCCAAUCAGAAAGCAUCUGGGAAGUUUCCAGGAGCGUAUGUGUUCCCGCCAGAGAAAGGUCUUGAAAAUAAACGUCCCGUUACAGGUUUAGACUUCGCUUCCUUAUACCCUAGCAUAAUCAUGACCUACAACCUCUCGCCUGAGAAGAUGGUCUCAACACUUUCAGAAGCAGAUAAACUAAAGAGAGAAAAUAAAAUGCUUCAUAGUAUUGAGUUCAAGUAUGGCGGUAAACCUGUGCGAGCCUGGACUAUACGGCAUGGGAAUAAAUCUGAUCAGAAAGGUUUAUUUCCAAAAAUAUUGGAAAAUUUACAUAAUAUACGGAAUGAACUAAAGAUCCAGCUAAAACCUCUUGGAAAGAAAAAGGAAUAUAUGGGAUUAGUUAAAAGUAGAAUAGAUGCCGGUGGAUCUAUCUCAAUAGCAAGUACAAUCGAAGAUGUUUGUUCGCAAAGCGAACCUAAGAAGCAUGCCGAAAUAGCCGAACUCCUGAAUCCUUUCAUUGGUUCGUCAUAUGAUGAUUUUAGGAAAGAAUAUGAUUCCAUCUGCUUCGAUUAUAAUUCUCUAAAUUCGAAGCAGAAAGCCAUUAAAUU